AUAGUUUUCAAUAAUUGAGCUGAUCAUCAGCGUAAGACCCUGUAUCAGUGCUGGGGCUCUUAUGUAACAGUGAUUCCCAGAUAGGCUAAGAGUAGUCGUAAUCAUUGUUCUUGUGAAACUCUGGGAAACUCUUCUGUGAUUCUUCAUUUCAUCGACGAAUAUGAAUAUUCGGUGGCUAAAAUCUGUGUCCGCAUUGACUGUAAUAUCACGCGGAAUGAUUAGAUGCCGUUGUCAACAGCAUCCAUUAGCGGGUUGUAAAUGAAUGGAAGGUAUAUUGAAUAAACACAUCUCAUAAUAACGUUAAUUCGUGUUUCUGAAUAAAACACAGAAACGAUUUAUCAUUACUGAUAAAGAACAGAAUAGCAGACGAAUGUACACCAGCGAAUCGAAUCACGUAACAGGCAGAUGCUAUCUCGCAUUAACACAAUUUGUUUCCGUAGAAUCUUCAAUCAACAUCUUUUUGUCUAGAUUGAUUCCCGGGGAUUUUCACUGCAUUCACAGCCAGGAAAAGUCACUUUAGUCUAGGUUUCCUUGUACAAAACGUUAUAUUUUAAAACGUACGUUAUUGUUCUCCUCAAAUUAAUCGAAAUUAUCUUGAUUCACGGCGGCGGCAAGUCGAGAGCGAUUUUUUGUAUGCAAGUUUUCAAGGAAAAAGUCGUUGCCUAGCGGUACGAUUGAGGAAAGCGGCUUAAUAACUAGCUGUGUUUAGCGCAAUAGUUUCUUACUUGUUCACUUUGUCGAGGUUUUGUAUGAGUGCCUUCCAGAAAGCCUGAUACAUUUUAUUGAAAUGCAGAUUUUACUUAGUUUUGAUGUCAAGUACAGCUGAAAGGAUAUCGAAAUCACGGGAAAUUCUAUUAUUACGUUAAAAUUUUUUCUCCACACCUUAUCCACGCAGAAUAAGCCACCAUAUUUCAGUUUCAUUUCUGUGGCUUUCGUAAGCAAAAAAGUAUUUUUGUGAUGAAGAGUUUUACCGCAUAACCAGAGCACUAUUUCAGUAUGGUUUAUAAAUAAGUGUUCUGAAACCUGUCAAUAACGUGAGCUUGUUGAAUUAGACUUCGCUUCCUAAUUUUAGUGUAUGUAGGAUUUGAGAUAUCUGUAUUUUUUAUUAGCGCCCGUUCCUUAGAAACCUAAAUGUCCUCUUAAAACUUCUUACGAUCACUAUUCUCUUUGCGGUUGUUUUGGUCUAGCAAGUCAGUUUACAGCCACAAGGGCUCGCUCUCUGUCGAUCUAUCCAACUGUACCGCUGAGUUACUACAAUCAACAAAAAGUUUGUGCUGAACAAAUUCACCAUAGAAGAGAGACUCAGACGCGCUAACAUGGACGAGGCAGAAAGACAUCCAAAGGGACGAAAAAUCUAUGAAUGGCCUUUACAAGCGGCCAUGGAAUCCGGUGUACGAACUCAUUUUGCCGAAGACAUUAGUUAUCAGGCCUCACGUAUACCCCAAGAGGAAUUAAAUGGAGAGGACCACAUGAACGGUACAGGUCCUAGACAGGUCAGUGGAGUACUUGAUUCCUUUUCAGUCAGCAACAACAGGUUCUUUCAAUUCCCCUUCCCUGUGAAAGUUUGCGCCAUAUAUAUCGGAAUUGGAUGUGUGAAACCUUGAAGUCCUUUGGGCUUUUGGAGCUUUUCAUCUUGCCUUUUGUCAUUCAUCAGAUGUUGGUAGCAGAUGAAUAAGAUAUUCUAUGAACGAUGGGUUUCGUUAUGUUUUCCUCAUGGAAAGGUAACGGAAGUUAUUGAAACAUUAGUUUUACUCGUUGAACUGUAAGGGCCCCCUUCUCCGGUGGUUACUCCCUUAUAUGGGCUCCACAUUUAUGUAGGGCCCCAAAGGUUAUGGUUUUUCAGCCUUUUUGGUCAGAAAUAGAGUAGCGAUUUUGGCCAUUUUGCUCUGAAAUAGGGUAUGGGUUUUGCACUCUAGUCUCGAAUUCGGUAUGUUUCUUUUAGAAGAAACUACUUUUUCAUCAUUGUCGGUAACAGCAUCAACAAAAACCCUUUACUAUGCCUUUAACAUCGGUCUGAACUAGGUAGCUAAUUAUAAGACAGGUCUGGAACAGGGUAUUGAUUUAAUAGGGUAGGAAAAUAAUAGAUUUUGUUUUUAAAUAAUGUAAGAGGUUUGGGAAGCGAUCCGCACACUUCCACCCAAUUUUCCUGGGAGUGGGCCCCCUUCUCGUACCUGUCACGUUCUCAGGAUUAGGUAGAAAAGAGACCCGGGUAAGGGGUUGGAAAAUAAACUUCUAACAGACUGACACUUCGUAGGCAUUAGGGAGGGAACUCAAACAAUCGGGUGCAGCUUUUCAGAGGAUUUUGUCGCAACACAUGGUUAAAAUAAAGAGCAAAAUGAAUCAACUGGAGAGAGAGAACAACGAGCUUCGACAGUUUGCUUGCACUCUGGAUAAAACCCUACAGGAUGUCAUUCAGCGACACAAGCUGGCAAGUAUUUUAUAGUUAAUUCAUCGGGCAAUAAAGAAUUGCAGGCCAAAAACUAGUCUGAAUAGUAACAAAUUUAAAACAUGCUAGCUAUGGCACUGCAAAUGAAAACAGGGCGACAAUGAAUUCGAAAUCUUACCCAAAAAUAAAAACCAAGGCUAGCUUAAAGUGUCUGUACUGUCAACAGGGUUUUGUAGUGCUGGUAUCUAUAAUGAGUCAAAAAGUAUUCUAAGAAAAAACAAAUUGGAUUCAGACGCUUUUUCGCUUUUUUACCUUGAGUCUAGGGCUCCUGAAUGGGUCGUGACGUCACGUGAGGAGGCGCCAAAUCCCACCAGCUUAUGUCACUGUUGUUUCACUAAUGUCGAGGGGUUGGACCGCAUUUAGCAAAAACAAACCGAAAAUGACGAAGUACUGCGGUCGUCAAGCAAGCAAGAUAAAAACAGGAAUCUUCGAGACGAUCCUGAAGUGACUUCACUCGUCACCAAUCUUUUAUUACGCGGUCAAUUUCAUUGGGCGUGGCCGAAGGGGCAACUUUCAAGUUCGAUUUUACGGCGAAAAUGCGUCGGAAUUCAAUUUUUUGUCAGAAUAUUUUUUAUAUGUUAUAGAGAUACCAAAACCAUAAAAAUCCUGUUGGGCCUGGAAACACCGUGACUUAAACUGAGAAACCGUCGCACAUCCCAGCCCUUCUACCAGAAAGUAAUGUUAGCCAAUCAAAGUUUAAACUAGACGCUAACGUGCGCCAAAAGCUAAUUUGACAAUUUAAUGAGAAGUGAACCUGGGCGUAUCAUGAGAUUCUUUAUCUAAGUGAUUCUCACAAAAUCCACACACAGCACAGAAUAGAACUAAUAAAAGCUAAUCUAUCAAUAGGUAUUAAUUAGGAAUACAUGUUUUGCUUUCGUUAUCCAACAGAAGACUUCGCAGAUGAUAGCACGCGAAACACAAGUCAAUAUGGCUUUGGAAAAUGAUCUGAAAGUGUCACGUGGAACACAAGUCAACAUGAGAGUCGUUUUUAGGCCUGUUUCACUGAAUGGAGAUGCAGCUAUGCCAACACUGAUCACAUUACCAGGGGUUCCCCAGGAUGGAUCAAAGAAAAGACAGUUUGUGCACCUGACGGCCAACCAAGAAACCUCCGUUAAAAGCCGUGUUGCUACUGAAGUAAACGAAACAUCUACUGAGGACCUUGCCCAACGGAAUUCCAAGGACAAAGUCAAUCCUGACCAAAAAAAGAUGGGGAAUAGUCUCCACCCUCAAAGUUCAGCCUCUCAUACAGAGGAAAUGCCGAAAAGUACUAUGUAUCAAAAUGCAUUCCCCGGGGAUAUCAUGGCACAGAAUGACCAGACGUGGCUUUCCAAAUCCACCAACCAGGCAUUCAGUUACAUAAGGAAAGAAAAUGUUACCCGUGAAGCUAUUGGAACCCGUAUUGAAGGAAAUACAAGCUCUAUAUCAGCUUAUUGUAUAGCAACUUCUGGAUCACUGACCUCAAAAGAGAUCAACACUCUGAAUAAUGAGACACGGAGUUCCGAACCCAAGGAGGAUGUACACCGUCACACAAGCGUAAAUCACACCUCCAGGCCAACUGCGAAAACUCCAAUAGCUGUAAAACCAAAUUCAGCAUCUGUCCAUUGUUACCCAUCCCUUGGAUCAGUAGCUUCUAAAGAGACCACAACUCGGAGGGACGAAGUAUUGGUGCAAAACGAAGCUUUUCACAAGUUAUCUUCUACGGCCUCAGCAAUUACAACUGUCCCAUCUAUUUUUAACGAUGGGAUUGAAAGGGGAAGAUCAGCAAGUCAGCUUCCUAAAAAUCCCAUGAAGUUACAGGAUGCUUUUGGAGAUAAAACAAACUCGACCUCACUUCUUCCACCGCCAAAUAAAUAUAAGAAACCUAAUGUAACGAGAAGCGUCCCACACCUAAUUAAAGAUGGGUUUUGCAAUCGUAAAGAUGGCCUGCAUGAUACCCCUUCUAGACAUGCGUCGACAAUGAAGAUCUUCUUAACGGUUGAUGACCCCGUAAGACCUGCAUCAGAUAGUGGUCCAUUCAGUAUCCGGAGGUUGCUUAGCACCCAGAGGCCAUCACAGAAAUCACAAGUCACGAAUGCGUCGGCUUGUUUUCCCUCUCACCAGCAAUGUGACCUUAAUAAGCACGGACAUCCACCCGGUACCCCUUCCCGUAAUCCUUCGUCACUUAAUGGAGGAAUUGUGAGGGAUAGCAGCCCCGUGAAACCUAGGUCAGCCAGUGACUCAUUCGUUAUUCAAAAUAUGCACAUCAGCACCGAAUCGUCACAAGUAACGAAUACACCCAGCACUCUUUCCUCUCUGCAGGGUUGUGGUCAAAGUCCCUCUACUGUGCCUACAUCUUCUAGCUUUAUUUCGUCUCGAGAUUUUACGGCUGGUAGGCAUAACUCAAAUUCUUUAAUCGCACCUUCAAAUGGAAAAUCCUUGGGCCAAGAACAUUUUGGCGUGAAGGCUGCUCCUCUUCAAACUUCGCCAUCGAACUUCUCAAAGAGCUUUUAUGAGCGCAACGAACCACACCAAAAUGUAGGCCCUUCCAAUGGAUCAUCAGCCGAGAAAAUCUGUACAAAUAACUCUAGUCGACAGAAUCCUAGUUACACACAUGAGCGAAAGUCAAAACCACUCUUCCACCAAGGUGCAAUAAAAGUCGCUGACAAGACUCCACAAAGCAGGACGCUUCCUGUGGCUACUGUGCAGGCAAUGACGACCCUUUCGAGUUCAUUACAUGUAGGUAGUUCAGUUCCUUCUCGUGAACGAUUGUAUACAAGCCAUAAUCAUUCAGAACCACCAGGAAAUAGAAGCUACUCAACAGAAAAAACAAGAAACGCUCAACAGUGGCGUCACAAAGAUCACAAAAUCCAAACGAGGCACAAAUCAUAUGACGUAGAGGCCUUGGAUCUACCUGGAUCAACCUCUUCGCUGUUGACGCCUUCUACAACCUCUGAAAACAGUGACCUCCGAACAUUUGUUAGUUAUUUAACUGAGCCAGAACGCUCCCAAACAAUAUCUGCUAUCAAAGAACAAGAGCUGGAAACCUCUUUCGAUACAGGUCAAGAUGGUCAGCUGUUAGAAUCGCGUACAUAUUGUGAUAGCGUGCAGACACAACAAUUAGAAAUAUUUCAGAAUCAAUCAAGGAGAGUUUGGACUCUCCAAUCGGACUGCAAUUGGGUCUCCGAUGAUCCCAACAGAAUGGGAAUGAACAAUGCUCCUGACAUUUACAUGCGUGUUACGGACAGAGACAUUCUUCCAAAUCAUGAUGAUAACGUGUUGCAAAACCUGCCAUAUUUCCCAGGCUGUCAUUCGCCUGUUGAUAAACAGUACACUCCAGUUGGAUAUACAUCGAGUACUGCGCAUCUUAGUAGUUCACAUCUUCAGCAUUAUCCUAUAAGACAAAUGAAGGAACUUCAGCUACCCCACCCCCGAAAACGAAAACUUCUCUCACCGUAUAGACAAUUUAAUUUAACAUAAGAGGGGA
Messenger RNA from Orbicella faveolata, 5909 nucleotides. RefSeq lists its product as uncharacterized. Lineage: Eukaryota; Metazoa; Cnidaria; Anthozoa; Scleractinia; Merulinidae. The record is from RefSeq and is a predicted model, not a curated record.